GGCUUUUGGAAGAAAUUAAGCGAUUAUCGGGAGCAGCCGACUGUUUAUUACAAACAACGUUUCAUCGUAAUACUGAAAGCAGAAGAGCAUGCCAAAUAUUACAUGUGGAGUUCAUAUCCAUUACUGAAUCAAGCUGAAGAAGAACAUCUGCGAAUAGCCGUACUCGAAAUGCAAGAAAACGAUUUUAACGAUGACGGAAAACCUGAUCUGGUUAAGCUCUAA
Molecule: messenger RNA, 222 nt
Organism: Gongylonema pulchrum
Lineage: Eukaryota; Metazoa; Nematoda; Chromadorea; Rhabditida; Gongylonematidae
Source: the annotation of a GenBank genome assembly